AUGGGUCCGAACGAGUUUGCAAUGGUUGAGGAGUUGGCUUCUCUUAUUAGGGACAAUCUUCCUUGCAAGCAUCUUGUUCUCUCCGUGGAAGAAGCUUUAGUGAAUUUUCUUCAGUACGAUACUAGAGCAGAUGGAAUACUUGAGCUUCAACCCAUGGGCUCCUACAAUCGGCUUCUAUUACAUCGUCUAGCUGAUAUUUUUGGGUUUUCUCAUGAAUCAGUUGGCGACGGAGAUGAAAGACAUUUAGUGUUGGAACGUUGCCCCGAGACUUCAGUACCUUCCAUCCUUGUAAGCGAUUUAUUAGGACAGUAUGAUGAUGAAUUGCCAAUUCCUACAGUUGUGGAAGUAUUAGAAAAGAGGAAACAAAAUGAACCAGGGCCAGUCCCAGAAAUACCAAAAUUUGAACUCUCACUUGAGGAGAGAGAAGCUGCUUAUUUGGCAGCUCGUGAACGAAUCUUUUCUGUUGGUGAACACACAACUAGAGAGUUAGUGAAGCCGAGGCCACAUCAUAAUCCUGUGGUUGCUCGACGUAUGAUUGCACAUGCCCUCGGGCAAAAGAUGAAGCCUGUCGACGAUGAAGUUGGCCUUACAAAUUUAAAGGAGCUUGGAGGCCAAGCUAAAAUUGCUAACCAAAAUGAUGAGGAAUUAGCCUUCAAAUCUGGCAUCAAUGGUAAACAUCUAAAAGCCCUGGGUGAUAAAAAAGGAAGCAGUCUCGGUGAUGGUGAAUCAUCUAACUCAGCAAAGAAGACGCCCCUGGAUAAAAUCGACAAAUCCAAUAAGCUGGAUCCCUAUAGUACAGAGAGAAGUGAGAUUAGGAUUACAAAGAACAAUUUCAGGGAGGAACAUGCAGGGGCAGCAAAGAGAAUGUUUGUUAAUGCGCUGGGAUUUCAUCCAAGAAACGGGAACCUUCCUAGAUCUGGUCAAAGCAAAUGA
Messenger RNA from Oldenlandia corymbosa var. corymbosa, 933 nucleotides. The record is from the annotation of a GenBank genome assembly. NCBI's taxonomy places the organism in Eukaryota, Viridiplantae, Streptophyta, Magnoliopsida, Gentianales, Rubiaceae.